AUGACCUAUUCGGUGGCCGAUUUCGACCCCGCCAUCAAAGGUGCUCUCCCAUCUGACUUCCAAUGGGGCUAUGCUACCGCCGCGACACAGAUAGAGGGCUCAUGGGAUGUAGAUGGAAAGGGAGUCUCGAUAUGGGACAAGUUCAGCCAAGAGGCCGACAUUCGGGUGGACGACAAGUCAACGUGCAAGGACACUUGCCGCUCAUAUGACUUGUUCAAGGAGGAUGUCGCUCGCAUGAAGGCCUACGGAGUCACCGGGUACCGCUUCUCCUUCUCAUGGACCCGUAUCAUCCCCCUCGGAGGCAAAGAUGACCCCAUCAACGAGGCUGGCAUCGAGUUUUACAACAAGCUCAUCGACGAGCUGCUGGCCAACGGCAUCACCCCCUUUGGAACCAUCUUCCACUGGGACACCCCUCAGACACUCGAAGACCGAUAUGGUGGCUUUCUUAACAAAGAACAGAUGGUCCCUGACUUCCUCCGAUAUGCUCGUGUGUGUUUUGAGCGCUUCGGCGAUCGCAUCAAGAACUGGAUCACCGUUAAUGAACCCGGUGUCUUCUCACUAGCCGGCUACGCGGGCGGCGCGCACGCCCCCUGCCGUUCGAGCAUCAACGAGAAGUGCAAGGAGGGCGACACGAGUCGCGAGCCGUGGCUGGUCGGCCACACCCUGCUGGUCGCGCACGGGUACGCCUGUGACUUGUACAAGCGCGAGUUCCAGCCCACACAAAAGGGCAGCAUCAUGAUCACCCUGAGCGGCAACUGGUCCGAGCCCUGGGACGCCGCGGACCCCAAGGACAUCGAGGCCGCUGAGCGGUCCAACCAAUUCGAGAUCGCGUGGUUCGCCGACCCGCUGUACGGCAAGAACCCCGAGGUCGACUACCCGGCGUGCAUGCGAGAGCAGCUCGGCGACCGUCUGCCUCACUUCACUGAGGAGGAGAAGAAGUUGAUCCGCGGCAGCUCUGAGUACUACGGCAUGAACUCGUACACCUCCUUCUACAAGCGACACAGGGAUACCCCGGCGCCGCCCGAGGACCUCAAGGGCAACGUCGAUAUCCUGGACAACAACAAGCAGGGCCAGUCGCGCGGCCCGGAGACCGACACCGUCUGGCUGCGGUCGACGCCGUGGGGAUGGGGCAAGCUCCUGCGGUGGAUCUGGAAGCGCUACGAGAUGCCCAUCUACAUCACCGAGAACGGCACGACGGCCAAGGGCGAGCACGGCUGGAAACCUCAGAGCGCCGACGACGUCCUGGAGGACCCGUUCCGCGUCGAGUUCUACAAGGGGUACCUGACCGAGGUGGCCACGGCCUCGCAGGAGGGCGUCAUUAUCAAGUCAUUCUUUGCCUGGUCGUUCAUGGACAACUGGGAGUGGUCCAACGGCUUCACAAACCGGUUUGGCGUUACAUGGGUGGACUUCGCCAGCGCAGAGAAGAAGAGGUAUGCCAAGAGGUCGGCGUACUUUAUGAAGGACUUUUUCAAUCAUAUGAUCCGGAAGUAG
Thyridium curvatum is the source of this 1491-nucleotide messenger RNA. RefSeq lists its product as uncharacterized. The record is from RefSeq and is a predicted model, not a curated record. Gene Ontology annotation, biological process: carbohydrate metabolic process. Lineage: Eukaryota; Fungi; Ascomycota; Sordariomycetes; Thyridiales; Thyridiaceae. Gene Ontology annotation, molecular function: beta-glucosidase activity. The transcript has a single exon. Bases 1 to 1491 code for a protein of 496 amino acids.